AUGGUAUCGGCCACCACCUCCGCCGCGAUGCCCUCCGGCAGCUCCCUGUGCGGCACUCCGACGCAGUACGACAUCCCCAACGGCGACGCUGCAUGCGGUGUCCCGAAAAAGGGCGAUCACGUCGACCUCAUGAAGACGUGCUGCAAUGGCGCUCCCGUCGUGGCAUACGAUAACGAUUGCGCCGUCUACUGCCUGGCCUACAAGCAGAGCGUUGAGGACCUCACAAACUGCCUUUAUGCCGGCAAGAUCCCGUACCAGGACGCCUGGUGCAACAAGCCCAAGAAUGCCACGGCCACCCAGACAAACCUCCCCAGCCAGACCUCCUCCGCCGGCCACAGCUCGUCCUCGUCCCCAUCCAAGACCAGUUCUGGCUCGAGUCCAAGCCAGACCAACGCAGCACCUCCGGCGGAGCAGAAGUCCAAGGCCAACAUGGCCGUUUCCAUCAUCAUCACUAUCGGUAUCAUUGCCGGCGUCUUUAUGUAG
Arthroderma uncinatum is the source of this 483-nucleotide messenger RNA. RefSeq lists its product as uncharacterized. Bases 1 to 483 code for a protein of 160 amino acids. The record is from RefSeq and is a predicted model, not a curated record. NCBI's taxonomy places the organism in Eukaryota, Fungi, Ascomycota, Eurotiomycetes, Onygenales, Arthrodermataceae. The transcript has a single exon.